UAUCUGAAAAGCAGAGAUAAACAACAAUGGGCUUUCGGAGGACACCGGUGUUAGAUAAUCGGUUUUAUUCCCGAGAGUAUUGUUUUCACUCAACCUUUUUUCCCAGGCGCGUGUGUUAGCGAUUCAGGGUGAUCUUUAUGAGACAGGCAGAUUAUUCAUGUCCAUCUGACUAGAAGUGUUUAGAAAGAGACACAUGAAGAGCUCAUGGCAACAUUUACCUGCAAUAAACUUACUUUCUGGAUGGGACGAGGAAUUUAUCAACUUUUUAAUCUUGGUUCAUACACCUUCCUAAAUGAAAAUAUAUUUUAAUAAUCUUAGGACAGACGAGUAAAAACGUUUACAGUGUUCUAUUAGGAUGACAGAAUCCUUGACAUUUUAAGCAGUUCUCUGCCAGCUCCAGUGCUCUGCUACCUGCUUAAGCUACACUUACUACAUUCAAAUAAAUCAUUGACAUCCCCAAAUGCCACCAUGCCCAUCAUCAGCAAUGCCAACCAUGAUUUUAGCAAUCUCUCAGUCAGCACAGACGACAGCAGCCUUGACCUGUUUUUCUCAGAAAUUCCAGAGACCGAAACCAUCAAAGGUGUAUACUUUCAACGUGCCCAGCGACUACACAACAUCCCGGUCUUCAGAGAUGUUGACCACAAUAAACUAGCCCUCAUCAAUGUAGGAGGAGAUUGCUACACGUUUCCUUGGAGCACACUGGAGGAAUUCCCACUCACUCGUUUGGGACAGCUGUGUCACUGCAGCAGCCCAGAUGAUAUCGCCCAGCUUUGUGAUGAUUACGAUGAGGCCCGGCGAGAGUUCUUUUUUGACCGCAGCUCGAUGGCCUUCCGGGUUAUCUUAAACUUCCUGGCUGCAGGUAAACUGAGACUGCUGCGGCAGGUGUGUGCUGUGUCACUGUCUGACGAACUCAACUAUUGGGGCAUCGACCCUGUUCACAUGGAACGCUGCUGUCGGCGCAAGUUGUUGUCCCGUGUGGAGGAAGUAGGAGCGAAGAAAAUGAAGGAGGAAGAGAGGAGGCAGAAAAGGCAAGCCAUACAGAAGCCUCUAGCACAAGAGAAGGGCUACAUCUGGUUCAUGAGCCAGCUGCAAGAAAUAGUGGAAAACCCUCAUUCUGGCUGGCUUGGGAAAAUCUUUGCAUGUUUCUCAGUGGUCAUGAUUGCUGUGACAGUUAUCAGCUUGUGUAUCAGCACCAUGCCUGAUCACGAUAACAGGGGUGAAUGCUCAGAAAAAUGUCGCAACAUAUUCAUAGUGGAAACGGUGUGCGUGGCCUGGUUCUCCAUGGAGUUUUUGUUGCGCUUCCUACAGGCUCAAAGCAAACUGCAGUUUGUUCGAAAUCCACUUAAUAUAAUAGAUGUCAUAGCCAUUCUACCAUACUACAUUUCUUUGGUUGUCGAUAGCGAAGAUGAAUCUGAAGAAGCCGAGCUUAAUGGUAGCGCUGGUCGUGGAUAUUUAGAUAAGCUGGGUUUAAUUCUGCGAGUCAUGCGUGCCCUGCGAAUCCUGUAUGUGAUGCGACUGGCACGACACUCACUGGGCCUUCAGACCCUGGGUCUUACAAUACAACGGAGUAUGCGAGAAUUUGGACUCCUGCUUCUCUUCCUCUGCGUGGCUGUAGCUCUAUUCUCACCUCUCGUACAUUUGGCAGAGAAAGAAUUCACAAAGAACAAGCCCACUGGGCCCCACAGCUUUAGCAGCAUUCCUGCUUCCUAUUGGUGGGCUAUCAUAUCCAUGACGACAGUUGGCUACGGUGACAUGGUACCAUACAGUAUACCUGGCCAGGUUGUUGCCUUUAGCAGCAUACUGAGUGGUAUUCUUAUCAUGGCUUUUCCAGCUACAUCUAUCUUCCAUGUUUUUUCUCGUUCAUAUCACGAGCUGAAGCGUGAACAUGAAAUGAUUUGUAAAGAAGAGCGAGCGGCCACCUUGGAUGCUAAAGAGGACGCCCAGAGAGUGCUGGAGAGACACUCUUUUUCUUGAGCCAGCAAUAAGAGUAAUAGUCAAAGCAAGGGCAAUGGCACAACUGACAGUCUAACAUGCUGCA
Molecule: messenger RNA, 2038 nt
Organism: Sinocyclocheilus anshuiensis
Lineage: Eukaryota; Metazoa; Chordata; Actinopteri; Cypriniformes; Cyprinidae
Gene: kcng4b
Product: potassium voltage-gated channel, subfamily G, member 4b
Exons: 3
Coding region: 469-1974 (501 amino acids)
Biological process (GO): potassium ion transmembrane transport; protein homooligomerization; action potential
Cellular component (GO): voltage-gated potassium channel complex; membrane
Molecular function (GO): delayed rectifier potassium channel activity
Source: RefSeq, a predicted model, not a curated record